CUUGUACGGCAGUCUAGCCACAGAGUGAGCAUGUAAACCAGCCAGAAAAUACGCAUCAAUGCCAAGGCACCAAAAUAUGAUUGCGGCUGUUCUGCUGCUGUGUGCUGUUGGGGCACUGUCUGAUGAUGGGAAGACCCCACCAUGUGUGCCCAGUGAUGAAGCAGAAUGUUUGCUACCAGCUGAUUAUCAGAAUCGAUCUGGUCCCAUCAGUAAAGUUUUGGCGGUGGGUAUGAAACUCAUCAUCUCCCUGGAGAUCCUCUCUGGAUAUCCUGUCUGCCACUGGAUCAGAGGAGAAAACCGAUUAAUAACAGUCAGAAAUGGGAGUCAGUCCAUGGUCACAUCACAGCUUUCUGAGACAGAUUCAGGGGAGUACACUCUGACCUGUGAAUCCAACAAUGCCACCAUUUCCACGACUGUGAUUCUUCAUGUAGUAAUGAAACGUCCAACAAAACCACAGCUGAUGCUCGAUGGUAUUGACGUAGUAAUGAAACGUCCAACAAAACCACAGCUGAUGCUCGAUGGUGUUGAUGUGCCAGAUACUUCCCCACUUUUUAAGUGUGUCUCUGAGGGUUUCCCCAAACCCACAAUCAAAUGGUCUGGUAACAAGCAUGAACAGAGUUUAAAGGGAAGCGACAGAAAGACAGAGAGCACAAUAUCAAGCAGUGAAUAUUAUAAUAGAGGAAUGAUGUGCUGUGCAACCAAUGCUGAAGGACAAGAGUGCUCCCAACUGUAUGACUACGACUUACAGAGCAGCGUAAUGAACAAAGAUGAGGUAUCUACUGUUACCCUGAGCAAAGGUCAGUCUCUGCUGCUUCGCUGCAGAGUUACAGGAUACGGUCUGAGAUCACCUGUGUGGGAGAAAGGAGGAAAACAGCUCCAUGACAGGACACUGUCACGUAAACCAGAGAAGGAGGAGGAGAUGUGCAUUAAAAAUGACUCACAUUUCGCUGUUCAGAUGGCCUACCUGUUCAUCAGAUCAGUGAGAGAGGAGCACAGCGGCACAUACACCUGCACGAGUACAGAUAAAAACUCAAAGUCUGUUCAUGUUGAUGUCUCAGAUGAAGGUUUCCUCUCUGCACAGCUGGAUGAGACCAAGAUCAUAUCAUCUCAGGAGGCAUCCAGCACCUGCUUGAAGGCCACUGUUUCCUACCAUCCUGUUCUCCAGCACUGUUCCUGGGAGACUCCUGACAAAAACUGUGAAACGGACUCAUCCUGGGAUGAGGUCCCAGAUGCAUUUAACGCAGACUCUGAUGUUUCCUGCAACAAGACGAUUAAGAGCUCAGUGAGCAAAGACGUGUUAAAAGGAGACCAAUUCAGGUUUUGUCUGACAAACUCAGUUGGCUCCUGGUGCAAAACCCAUUACAUGAUCAUCCCACCUCAGUCCUCUAUUGGUAAGCCACCUGAGGAGAACUCCUUCCUGCUGAUAGUAUGUGUGGUUCUGGCUCUGGCUUUGACACUCGCCAUCAUGGUGCUCACGUAUUUUGUCAAAAAGAAGAAACCUCAAUAUCAGCCUCAGCUUCAGAUGAUCCAGAUGACUGGACCCAGUGAUAAUGAUUACAUCUACAUCAACUUCAAGGACUUUGAGUAUGACAGGAAAUGGGAGUUUCCCAGGGAGAACCUUGAACUGGGUAAAGAACUGGGCUCCGGAGCUUUUGGCAUGGUGGUCCAGGCUACAGCUUAUGGCAUCAAAAAGCCUGGAGUCUCGCAGAAGGUGGCCGUUAAGAUGCUGAAAGAAAAACACCAGACUAUGGAGAAGGAGGCUUUGAUGUCAGAGCUCAAGAUGCUAACUCACAUUGGACACCAUGCCAACAUUGUCAACCUGCUCGGUGCAUGCACAGACUCUGGACCAGUAUACCUGAUUUUCCAGUACUGCUGUCAUGGAGACCUGCUGAAUUACUUGAAAAACAACUGUGAACGUUACCACAAGUCUGUCACCGACGCUUUUGACAAAGACCGUUUCAGAAGCCUCUACCACAACCUGCAGCUCAGGAAAUGCCCCAGUGCGCUGGAAGCACCAGUGGAUAAUUACGUGCCUAUGUACACCGCUAACACAAGGGGGCAGGAGGACAUCGCACUCCUUACCAUCAACUCUGACAAUGUGGACAGCUGUGAAGACCCAGAGAGCUUUGAAACCCCAGACGAGCAGACGGAAGACCUGGAAGCCCUGACCUUUGAUGACCUGCUGAGCUUUGCCUUCCAAGUGGCAAGAGGCAUGGAGUUCCUCUCCUCCAAGAAUUGUAUCCAUCGGGACCUGGCAGCUCGAAAUGUCUUAGUGACAAACGGCAGGCAGGUGAAAAUCGGUGACUUUGGACUCGCCCGGGACAUCGACAACGACUCCAACUACGUCGUGAGAGGAAACGUGCGUUUGCCAGUAAAGUGGAUGGCUCCUGAGAGCAUCUUCCAGGGAAUGUACACCAUGAAGAGCGAUGUCUGGGCUUAUGGCAUUCUGCUCUGGGAGAUCUUCUCACUCGGUGUCACGCCAUACCCGGGCAUAAAGGUGGAUCAUAUGUUCUAUUCAAUGAUUGAGAGAGGAUUUAAGAUGGAGUGUCCAUACUAUGCCAGCGAAACUGUGUAUGGGAUGAUGCAUAAGUGUUGGGCCCUGGAUCCCGCUAACCGCCCCUCUUUCUCCAAGUUGGUGUCCUUCCUGUGUGACCUGCUCCUAGACCGAGAGGAGAAUCUCUACCAAAACACAAUCAAUCAGACUUGCAGCGACUACCAGAAUGCGUCGACCAUCGUUGACAUGUCUGCCUUGACCAAAGCAAGCGAAGAAAAGAAAACCCAGGCCACCAAUGACUACUGUCAAACCUGUGCCACUGAAGAAAAGAGAGCAGAAACAUGUGCCGGAGACACUGUGGCAGCUGAGAAGGAGCUUCUGAAACCAUCCGAUGCAGAGUGAUCGCCUUUAUACCUUUAUUUUUAUCCGUAUAUCCAACAGCUUGCAUAACAAUACUGAUAAAAUGGUACUAACCUAAGAUUUUAGAGUAGAAUGUACUUGCUUUAUAUUAUAUUCAAGGAUAGCGAGCAGUUUUGCUAAAUUAUGUUAUUUUACAAAAUUUUUUUUUAUUUUGUGCAGUUUUUAUUGUGCAGCUACAAAAUACAAUUAUGAAACUAAAAUAUUCAGAGGAAUGUACUUUAGAGAUGUAGCUAUGGAAAAAAGAAUUCUCCAUUACGUUUAUAUGAAGACUCAGGAAUUUAUUACAUGUUGCAUAUAUUACAUUGUUAUACAUGGCAAUGUAACGUCUAUGUUUUUUUCAAUACAUUUAUACGCCAGCAGGGAAUGCAAGCAUUAUAUUUUUUGUACACAUUUAUUUUUUUCAUAAUAAACUUUCUUUAUAUAUUUUACUGGAACUUUUACACUAUGUUACAUUUUAUCUACAACAUUUUAUCUUCCAGCAUUACACCUGCAAUAAAAUGUACUUUAAAUAAAGAAACUAAUUUGGCCAUGC
Molecule: messenger RNA, 3446 nt
Organism: Neolamprologus brichardi
Lineage: Eukaryota; Metazoa; Chordata; Actinopteri; Cichliformes; Cichlidae
Source: RefSeq, a predicted model, not a curated record